Microdochium trichocladiopsis is the source of this 1536-nucleotide messenger RNA. RefSeq lists its product as uncharacterized. Bases 124 to 1431 code for a protein of 435 amino acids. The transcript has 6 exons. Lineage: Eukaryota; Fungi; Ascomycota; Sordariomycetes; Xylariales; Microdochiaceae. The record is from RefSeq and is a predicted model, not a curated record.
CAAGCUAAGAAUGACCAUCCUGCCCUUUAACAUCCAAACCGCUUUAUAUCUGGAGGUCGAGCCCCGGGGCCCGAGUCCCGUUCUCUCACGACAUCUGCCGGACCAUCAACACCGCCAACAGCCAUGACGAACGCCGAGUCCUUUACGCUGCUCUCGCUCGCGCUCUGCACCAUUGGGGUGCGCAUGUGGUAUAGAUGGUCGCAGGUUGGAUUUUCCGGCUUCCAGCUGGAUGAUUAUCUCAUGCCGGUUUCCGGCCUUCUCUUCUCACUAGUCACGGCACUUGCGUACUUAGUCGGAGCCAGCUAUGGCGGCCUCACCAACAGCUACAUGACGGAUGAAGAGAGGGAGGCGCUGGAUCCCAACAGCACGGAAGCUUACAACCGAGAGAUGGGAUCCAAGAUCCAGGUUAUUGGUUGGUCCUUCUAUGCCAUGGAGCUCUGGGUGUUGAAGCUCUGCGUCACAGUCUUCUAUUCGCGCCUGACGACCCGACUAAGCAAUCUACACACGCGGGUCAUGAUCGCCUACGGCAUCAUCGGCGUCAGCUAUAUCGCUGUUGCCUUGUCCAUUCUGCUCGGGUGCCAGCCCAUGUCGCGUAACUGGCAGAUUAACCCGAACCCUGGCAAUCUCUGCCAGCCUACCAACUCGCACCUCAGCGUUCUCAUGGUCUACAUACCCAACGUCGUGACUGACCUGUAUCUGCUCUCCAUUCCACUUCCACUCCUAUGGGGGGUCAACAUCUCGCUUCGGCGCAAGAUCACCCUGAUGUUUCUGUUCAGUGGUGCAGUCUUUAUCAUGGCAGCCGCGACGAUCCGCGCCGUUGUCAUCAUUACGGCCGGUAGCGAUGGCGCGAUAUCAGGCAGCCAGUGGGCGUGCCGUGAGAUCUUUGUCUCUGCCGUGGUGACCAACCUCCCCGUGAUCCAGCCCGUACUGCGGAAGCUCGCCAACAACAUGGGUCUCAGCGUACUAUUCAGCAGAUCUGGCGGCCGCUCCGGCAAGGGUGCCGGCCAUGGGGGAUCCGGCAAGAGCUAUCCACUGGGCAGCAACCCGCACCAGGGGAGUCAUUCCAAGGGCUACGGACUUGGGAGUCGUGCCACCAGAUUCGGCACUCGCAACGGGACAGUGGUGGGUGGUGGUGAUGAGGGAAGUGCCGGAGGCGGCGCGAACACAACCACCGUGGCGGCGUGGGGCAGCGACGAGCAUAUCCUGCUUGAAGAGGGCGCCAAGCAGCUUGGCCCUGGGGCCGGGGCGACCGUGGUGGGGGACAAGAAGAUUGUCGUCGGCAAGGAGGUCUCGGUAGUGACGGAGACGGUGGCCCCCUCGACACACGGGCGGAACGCGUCGGUACCGGGACAGUCGGCGCCUACGAGGGACAUGUGGGGAUAUCCAAGCAAUGAUGUGCGUGACAGCUCAAGCGACCGCUCAAGUCGGUGAGAAAUCAUAUGGCGCUUGGAGACAAGGGCAAAUUACAGGGUCCUCUGGAGGCCAUUCUCAUACAGGCACUAGAUAUCUGGCAAUUCUAAACCAAUUUCAUCUGUG